AUGAUUCUGGUCACUUACACACUGCUCCUUCUGCCAUCCUUCGAGGUGGCUGCGAGCAUUCCUUUCGUCUGUUUCAUCAACUUCGUGCCUGCCAUCCUGGACCUCUACACGGAGAGUUUCGUGGUGGUCCUCACAGCCAGCCUCGAGAAGCUCAGCAAGGAGGCGCUCGCCAGGGAAAAGUGGGCCCUUGGGGACAGGGUGUUCGGGCUGACCACGGGCCUGCGCGUGGUCCAGCUGAUGAUGAAAGGCCUGUCGCUGCUAUACCUGGCGUGCUCGCUGCAGCAGUGGCGGGGCGGCUGCCUCGCCCUCCUCUUCGCCACGGCGCUGCCCCUGGCGGAGACCUCAGGGCUGCUCUACCGGGUCUGCCAUGUUGGACACCACCUCACCCUGGCGGGUGAGAAGCUGUUGGCGGCGGUCACAGCGGCAGCCUACCAGGUCCCGGGAGGCUCCAGGGAACAGAUGGCGCUGAGCAACCUCGCCGUCAGGAUAGAGCAGCACCCUCCCCGCCUCCUGGUGUGGGGCCUCGACAGUCUGUCCCUGGAGACAUUCAUCCAGCUAGAUAGAGUCGUGGCAGCGUGUCUCAUCCUUGUCGUGCAGCUGGGCCAGGACGACCAUUUCACCCACUCCUACACCGACGGCCCGCUGACACGUUACGACCACUGCUUUGUCCCCAACAUCACUACCCCAAACACCAUCAACACCACUACUUCAACCUUUACCUUCUGAAUCACAUCAGAACUUGCUACGACCUCUACUUUCCCUUCAACAUCGCUUCCCCGCCGUCAUCAACGCCACUGCUGCAACCUGUACCUCCUGGCUCGUCCGAGAG
Molecule: messenger RNA, 829 nt
Organism: Eriocheir sinensis (Chinese mitten crab)
Lineage: Eukaryota; Metazoa; Arthropoda; Malacostraca; Decapoda; Varunidae
Exons: 5
Coding region: 1-726 (241 amino acids)
Source: RefSeq, a predicted model, not a curated record